UUGAAAAGAAAAAGAAAAAAAAAGUUAGAAUGGCAUCAGAACAAGAAGAACGAUCUCAACUUGAUGCUAGAGCUAGACAGGGAGAGACAGUUGUACCUGGUGGCACUGGUGGAAAAAGCCUUGAAGCUCAAGAACAUCUAGCUCAAGGUAGAAGCAGAGGAGGUCAAACAAGAAGGGAGCAGCUAGGAACAGAAGGAUACCAAGAGCUAGGACAAAAAGGAGGACAAACUAGGAAAGAGCAAAUAGGGAAACAAGGCUACAAAGAAAUGGGUCGAAAAGGCGGACUUAGUAGUACUAAUACUGAGAAAUCCCCCCCUCAACACGACAUGUAGUUGCUUGAACUCUUUUAUUAUGGAGUAGUAUUUCAUGUUUUAGCUAGUUUUCUUCUUGUACGUUUAGUUAUGAAUAAGGUACCAAGAGUUAUGAACUGUUUUAUUAUGGAGUAGAAAUCUUUAGCUAUUUAUUAUGAGAUUUAUAGACACUAUCUAAUAGUAAGAAAUCUACAAAAAAAAAAAUCCAUUCGAGUGAAUGAAAUAUAUGAUGAUUGAUACAGCAGGUAGUAUGUGUAUCAAAUAAAGACAUGCGAGUUGUACUCAUUUUUAAUAAACGUCAUUUUCU
Solanum tuberosum (potato) is the source of this 618-nucleotide messenger RNA. Its product is annotated as carrot ABA-induced in somatic embryos 3. Lineage: Eukaryota; Viridiplantae; Streptophyta; Magnoliopsida; Solanales; Solanaceae. The transcript has a single exon. Gene Ontology annotation, cellular component: cytosol. The record is from RefSeq and is a predicted model, not a curated record. Bases 30 to 332 code for a protein of 100 amino acids. Gene Ontology annotation, biological process: response to abscisic acid.